AUGACUGUCGCAAGGGUCGACGAGUACUAUUCCGAUACGAAUUUGACCGCGCCCCCGCCGGACAAGUCCCCGUGGAGCCUCCUCGAGCACAUGGACACCGAGGAGUGCGAGCUGAGGCUGCGCGAGAUCUGCCGGCUGCUCGCCGCGGCGGAGUGCGCCGAGCUGCUGCUCGACCAGCUCCUGGAGCUGUUCCAGCAGCCGGACUGCGAGCUCGCGUACAUCAUCAACUGCUUCGGCUCCGCACCGAAUUCACCCCCGAGCCUGGCCAAACGCAUAUUGGACACUUACUUAGAGGAGGAGCUUUGGUAUCUGCCGCUGGAGGUGAAUGAUGAGGAGCCUCCCAUCACUGAGGAAGAAACCCUGGACGUGGAAGUGUACAAUCCAAGGAGUUGGAUCAAGGACACCAUACCGGGGCUGUACGAGGGGGCGACCGAGGUCCGCUACACGGGCGUGGCGUACGACCGGCCGAGGGGCGGGGCGGGGGCGGGGGCGGGGGCGGGGCGGGGCGCGAGCAGCUGCAGCAGCGCGGCGCAGGCGCAGCGCAACGUGGCGCUGUGCUGCCUCCUCACGGAGGGCGUGGGCGAGAUGGCGGCGCGGCUGCAGGACCAGUUCCAGCCCUACCUGCUGCGCACGCUCUGCCUGCUGCUGGAGAGGGUCGGCAGCCGCUACCAGCUGGUGCGCGGCGCGGGUCUGCGCGCGCUGGACGCUCUGGCGGCGGCGGGGGCGCACGCCUCCACGGCGCAGCUGCUCGCCGCCAACGCGGACUACAUCACCAGCCAGGUCAACCGCCGCCUCAAGAAGGCAUGGACCCUACAGUCCGGUCUCGAGAUAUUGUCCGUGGUGAUGCAAUACAGCGACGUGAGCAUUUUGGACUACCUGUACGGGAUAAUGGACGACGUGCUGCUGAGCUGCGACAAGUACCACGAGCGGAACCCUCACGCCUACCUCGAGGUGUUCUCCGCCUUCACCAGAUGCAUCGGGAAGUGGUUCCGCGCAGACGAGCGCGAGGAGUCGGAGCCUGGCGGCGGCGAGGUGGACGUGGUCGGCGCCGUGGUGGAGUUCGCCAGGAGCAAAGAGGAGGCGGAGCGGCUGCUGGGCGGCGGGGAGUUGGAGGGGGAGGGCGGCAAGAGUGCGGAGGAGAUGUACAGAGAGGAUCAGAGGGAGAAGGAGGAGAGCGUGUUGGACUACGAUGACACCGUCACAAAGGAAACGCCCCCACCACCGCGCCACGUGCUCAUGACGGAGGCGGUGCUGCGGCGCUGCGUGCAUCUGGCGGGGGGCGUCGGCGGCUCGGGGGGCGUCGGCAGCCUGGGGGGCAUCGGCAGCCUGGGGGGCUUCGGUUCGGGGGGCUUCGACGGGACGGGGGGCGUGUACGGGUCGAGGGGCGCGGAGGUGGAGCGCGUGUUGUUGGCCCUGAAAGUUCUGCGGCACGGGCUCGCCAUUCUGGACGGAUACGACGAUCAGCUGUUGCCGCUGGUGCACUCGGCUUGGCCCGCCCUCUGCGCCGCACUUACCGCCCACCCGCUGCUGGCGAGGGCCGCGCUGGAGCUUCUAGUCGUCAUGGCAACGCUAACACAAGACUUCAUACGCCCCCGCGCGGAGAAGGACGCGCUGCCGCUGGUGUACAAGUACCUGAGCGAGAGCCGGCCGAGCAGCGAGCUGAAGGGGCGCGGCUCGGCGUACCGGCUGAGCGGCGCCUUCGCGCUGCAGAGGGCCGCGCUGGGGUCGUUGCCCCCGGUGGCGCGCGCGCUGCGGCUCAGCGGCGCCGGCCUGGCGCGCGCCUGCCGCUGCGCCAAGGACUACCUCUCGCGCAGGCAGCCGCGCCCGCUGCAGGAGCUGGCGGUGGACUUCUUCAAAGAUAUCCUGGACAGCAACUACGCCGUCGGCUGGUGCUUUCUGAGGGACCUCUGUGCGAAUGACGACGUCCUGGAGCCGCCCUUCGCCAACCUGGAACCCGUCGUCGGAACGCCCUACAGGGCUGUAGAUGCGGACUAUGACAAAAACAUAAGACUAAUAUUCUCAAUCGACUCUGAA
Molecule: messenger RNA, 2034 nt
Organism: Iphiclides podalirius (scarce swallowtail)
Lineage: Eukaryota; Metazoa; Arthropoda; Insecta; Lepidoptera; Papilionidae
Source: the annotation of a GenBank genome assembly